Hipposideros armiger (great roundleaf bat) is the source of this 3472-nucleotide messenger RNA. It is a transcript of the gene SNCAIP, whose product is annotated as synuclein alpha interacting protein. Gene Ontology annotation, molecular function: ubiquitin protein ligase binding. The record is from RefSeq and is a predicted model, not a curated record. NCBI's taxonomy places the organism in Eukaryota, Metazoa, Chordata, Mammalia, Chiroptera, Hipposideridae. The transcript is spliced from 11 exons. Bases 130 to 2943 code for a protein of 937 amino acids.
CCAGGCGCCGCGGUCCGUCCGUCUGUCCGUCCGUCAGUUAGUGGGUCCGCGCUCGGUAGCCGCCGGCGCGCCGGGAGCCGGGGGAAUUUAUAAGUAGUUGACCUUACUCAAAAUGUGCAAAGAAGAAUAAUGGAAGCCCCUGAAUACCUUGAUUUGGAUGAAAUUGACUUCAGUGAUGACAUAUCUUAUUCAGUCACAUCACUCAAGACCAUCCCCGAACUCUGCCGAAGAUGUGACUCUCAAAACGAAGACAGAUCAGUUUCUAGCUCUAGCUGGAAUUGCAGCGUCUCAACUCUUAUUACAAACACGCAGAAGCCCACAGGAAUCGCUGAUGUGUACAGUAAGUUCCGCCCAGUGAAGCGAGUUUCCCCCCUGAAACAUCAGCCAGAGACUCUAGACAACAAUGAAAGCGAUGACCAAAAGAACCAGAAGGCAGAGUACCAGAAAGGAGGUGAUUCUGCCCCAUGCCCCCAGCCUGAGGAGUUCAGCCCUGGAGACAGAGAGGGCGGCCCCCAAAGUAAGGUCACAGAGUCCAGCACGUUACUGGGCGAACUGGAGCAUUAUGACCUCGACAUGGAUGAGAUUCUGGAUGUGCCUUACAUUAAAUCCAGUCAACAGCUUGCCUCUUUUACCAAGGUGACUUCAGAAAAAAGAAUUUUGGGUUUAUGCACAACCAUCAAUGGCCUUUCUGGCAAAGCCUGCUCUACAGGAAGUGCUGAGAACUCGCCAUCCAGCAUGAUGCCAUUUUGUGUUCUUUCUCCUGUGAAAAGCCCUCACUUGAGAAAAGCAUCAUCUGUCCUCCGGGACCAGCAAAAGCUCUCCACCGAAGAUUCGGAGAGCUCGCCUCCCCUGGUUAAAUGUGGGUCUACAUACGAGCCUGAAAGCCAGAGUAAGGACUUCCUCAACAAGACCUUUAAUGACCCUCAUAGUCGAAAAGUUGAGAAGCCGAUGCCUGACUGCCAGCUUAGGGCCUUGCAUCUCCCGUCCUCAGCAACAGAGCCCAAACUAGAUGAGCAGAUCGGUGGCAUGAACUGGACCAGCUCCCAAGGCCCAGAAGAAAGGAGCGAGUAUCUGAAAAAAGUGAAAAGCAUCUUGAACAUCGUUAAAGAAGGACAAAUAUCUCUGCUGCCACACCUAGCUGCCGACAAUCUAGACAAAAUUCAUGACGAAAGCGGAAACAAUCUCUUACACAUUGCCGCGUCGCAGGGCCACGCAGAAUGCCUGCAGCACCUCACUUCUUUGAUGGGAGAAGAUUGCCUCAGUGAGCGAAAUGCCGAGAAGUUGACUCCGGCGGGCCUGGCCAUCAAGAAUGGUCAGUUGGAGUGUGUACGCUGGAUGGUGAGUGAAACAGAAGCCAUUGCAGAAUUGAGUUGUUCUAAGGAUUUUCCAAGCCUUAUUCAUUACGCAGGUUGCUUUGGCCAGGAAAAGAUUCUUCUGUGGCUUCUUCAGUUUAUGCAAGAACAGGGCAUCUCAUUGGAUGAAGUGGACCAGGAUGGGAACAGCGCCGUGCACGUAGCCUCACAGCAUGGCUACCUUGGGUGCAUACAGACCCUGGUUGAAUAUGGAGCAAAUGUCACCAUGCAGAACCAUGCGGGGGACAAGCCCUCCCAGAGCGCCGAGCGCCAUGGGCACACCCUGUGCUCCCGGUACCUGGUGGUGGUGGAAACCUGCAUGUCGCUGGCCUCUCAGGUGGUGAAGUUAACCAAGCAGCUAAAGGAUUCACCAUCCUCCCCAGCUUCCAGGAAGUCCCAGUGGAAAUCCCCAGAUACAGAUGAUGAGUCUGUAGCCAAAAGCAAACCAGGAGCCCAAGAGGGGAUGCAGGUUCUUGGAAGCCUGUCAGCAUCCAGCCGGGCUAGGGCAAAAGCAAAAGAUGAAGAUUCUGAUAAAAUCCUGCGUCAGUUAUUGGGAAAAGAUAUCUCAGAGAAUGUCUGCACCCAGGAAAAGCUGUCCUUGGAAUUCCAGGAUGCUCAGACUUCCUCUAGAAAUUCCAAAAAGAUCCCCCUGGAGAAGAGGGAACUGAAGUUAGCCAGGCUGAGGCAACUGAUGCAGCGGUCCCUGAGUGAGUCCGAUACAGACUCCAACAACUCCGAGGACCCCAAGAGCACGCCCGUGAGAAAGGCCGACAGACCCAGACCGCAGCCCAUCGUGGAAAGUGUGGAGACCAUGGACAGUGCAGAAAGCUUACACUUGAUGAUAAAGAAACACACCUUGGCAUCAGGACGUAGGUUUCCUUUUAGUAUCAAGGCCUCCAAGUCUCUGGAUGGUCAUAGCCCAUCUCCCACCUCAGAGAGCAGUGAACCAGACUUGGAAUCUCAGUGUCCAGGCUCAGGGACUACUCCCCCAAACCAGUCCCCUGGAGACCCCUCUCAACCGAACCCUGACAGCACUGCUGCCCAGAAAGUGGCCACAAGCCCCAAGAGUGCCCUCAAGUCUCCCUCUUCCAAGCGCCGGACAUCUCAGAACUUGAAACUCAGAGUUACCUUUGAGGAGCCCGUGGUGCAGAUGGAGCAAUCAAACCUUGAACUAAAUGGAGAGAAGGACAGAGAUAAGGGCAGGACCCUCCAGCGGACAUCCACGAGUAGCGAAUCAGGGGAUCAACUCAAAAGGCCUUUCGGAACCUUCCGAUCCAUCAUGGAGACGCUAAGUGGCAACCAGAACAAUAAUAACAACUAUCAGGCAAUCACCCAGCUGAGGACCUCCACACUGCCCUUAACCUCACUCAGCAGGAAGACAACAGACACCAAGGGAAAUCCUGUGAGCUCUGCUAACAAAGGAAAGAACAAGGCGGCGAUGUCCAGCAGCUGCAUCAACCUUUCCUCUAACGCGCUGAUUGAAGAGCACCUGCGUAACUACGCACGGCAUAAUGACAUCAAUAGAAAAAUGAAGAAACCCUACAGCAUAAAGCACAUUGCUGAGCCAGAGUCAAAAGAACUCUUCUUGUAAAUCACUCUUUUAUUAUCUCUCAUCACUGCCCUUUGGACACCAUUGGAAAUGUCUGGACUAUCCUCUGUGGAAAUAGAACCAUGAGAACAAUGCCUCACCAGCAGAAGAACAGAAUGAAUACAGGAUGCCUUAAAUUUAUAGUAGUAGACUAUACAACACAUUUUGGGGUGACAUUUGUAUAUAUAACUUGUUUUUAAAGAGAUGCUGUUUAAAAGCAUGAUUGGGCAAAUGUAUGUUUUUUUAAGAUUGGAUUGAUUCAACCUACUCACAGGACACGCACCAAGCCACUGACUCCAUUUUGUAUUUCAUCAGUUGCAUGAGUGUUUGCUAAUGUUGAUUGAACUUCCCUAUCCCCAUAAUAUGGGCAAUUUGGGCUCAGCAUCUCAGUGAGACCAGGUCAGUGGUAUUUUCUGUCACAAGUGUUUUCCUGUCAUUUCUACUUUUUGUGUAAAGGAAAUAAAAUAAUGUUAACAGCCACCUAUAAGCUUGAGACACCUACUUUCUAAUAAAUCGGUGAUGUUCUGAUUUC